CCCCCAAAAGUAGCAAAACCGAUGAACCGGUUUGGGUAUGAAAACCGGGUACGGACAGAGUCACAUCCUGACACACGUGUAGAAAUAUAAGAAAGAGGCUACCUAUAGAGACAGCUAAGUAAUCGUAUAAGGUCAAAAUUAUCUUGAACCAGAUCCGCCAUUGAUACACACCUCCAAGCUUUCCCCUUUUCAAACCCUAAACACCCACACCCACAUACCCAUAUCCAUUUAUCGAUUAAUUAACGGUGAAACAUGUCCAUUAUGCGUGAAUGAGAUUCACACGUAUGGGAGGCACGUGCUUGAGGAGUGAGAUGAUGGUGGUGGAGACUCCUGGUUGCUAUUCAAAGGCCUUAGUGGGUGUCAAUCUUGUUCUUGCUUUUAUUGAUGGUGGUAUUGCUGUUCUUGCAUUCUAUCAGUUGAUAAGAAUUCAUUCUAGGAAUCCACAAAGGGGAUGGACUCGCCAGAAAGUCUUCCAUCUAAUGAUCGGUUCUUCCAGUACGGGUAGGAUAUUUGAAGGUUAUGGUAUUUAUUUUAUAUUAACUCUUGUCGCUGCUUGUAAGAACUGGAUAUGCUGGUCAAACUCUUGUGGUUUUGUUGUUAUGGCAUUGCCCAAGAUUCUGUUUCUUGCAGCAUUUCUUCUUCUUCUAUCUUUCUGGGUUGACCUUUGCCAUCAAGCAAAUGAUGAAGAUGAGGAUGAUGGUAGUCCUCGCGCAGCUUUGAUAGAGAAAGCAAAUAAGCGUAAUUUGAAAAUUAACAGUCGAAGAAGAUAUUGCUCUUUUCGAGUGUUCCCUGUUGGCAGCCGUCAGCAAGCUGUGAUAUUGGUGACUCUGUUGAUACUCGUGAUAAUGCUGGCAUCAGCUGUGCUUAUAUGGAUCGGCCUGGGAAAAAACCCUAUUGAUUCGGCAGUUGUGGCACGGGUAUAUGUAGAUACUUUUGCUGUUGCAAUGCUUUUACUAGGGGGCGCGUUAGCAUGCUAUGGAUAUGUAUUGGUCUCAAAAAUGAGUAAAGUGCGAUCUGAGAGGACGUCUUCCGAAAUGUGGAAGGUUGCUGGACUUGCCAUUGUUUCUGUUAUUUGUUUUACCUCAAGUUCGGUUGUUGCUUUUUUCACAAAUAUACCAGUGCUGUAUCAUUGUGAUUGGCGGAGCAUUAGAGGGAUCUAUGUCUCUCUUCUACUGAUUGUAUACUAUUUUAUAGGUUCAUCUGUACCUUCAGCUUUUGUAUUAUGGAUAAUGAGAGAACUGCCGCCUUCGGUUGCGAUAAACGUACCCGAAGAAUCAAGAACACUCGCUUUUGUCAGUGACUAUUCACCUGCGACAGAACCCCAGCAGCAUUGGACUACGAUUGCCACUGCACAGAAUCAGGUAUCAAGGGCGAGUCCUAUAUGACUGCAGUUCAGCAAAUACAAUUAACCACGCUAAGCGAUAAAGCUGCAUCUUUUGGCAUCAAGAAUGCAGCCCAUAAUUGUUAUGAUUUUGCUAGUUUUAGGCUUCUGUAUAUAGCAGCAAUCUCAUGUUUUUUUUUUUUUUUUUUUUUAAAUCUGUUUUUUUUUUCUAUUUUUCUUUUAAGCUUAGUAUUUGAAUGUUUGACAGCUUCAGUAUUGCGUAUUGCCUCCAUCAUUUAGA
Molecule: messenger RNA, 1622 nt
Organism: Helianthus annuus (common sunflower)
Lineage: Eukaryota; Viridiplantae; Streptophyta; Magnoliopsida; Asterales; Asteraceae
Product: tobamovirus multiplication protein 1
Exons: 13
Coding region: 270-1385 (371 amino acids)
Source: RefSeq, a predicted model, not a curated record